UACUGGCUCCCCCUAGCAGGACCGCUGGAGUUCACUUCGGGAGAGGGAGGGGAGGCGUUCGGCGGUGUCGGGAUCCGUGCAUUUUCAUUUUUACUCAGGAAACUGAAGGUGCCAGCCUAAGUUAUUUUCCUCACUAAGAUUUAACAAUGAGCGGCAGCCCAUUGACAGGGAUCCUCGUUGCUCUGUGUGUGAGCAGCGCUGUUCACUGCAUGCCGAAGAGCCGGCGGAUGGCUCAGGAAAAAGUAUAUCCCGGCAUAGAAGAGGCAUCUUCUGUUUCUCAAGACGGCUGUCUCGAAAAUGGCCGAUAUUAUAGAGUUAAUGAGCAGUGGGACCGACCGCAUCUGAGUGGAACGUUGCUCUGCACUUGUCUGGGUUCUGCAGGAAUUAAGUGUAAAACUAAACCUGAUGCCGAAGAAACAUGUUACGAUAAAAUCAACGCGCGCUCGUACCGGGUGGGAGAGACCUAUGAGCGCCCCAAGGACGGUAUGAUUUGGGACUGCACGUGUAUCGGCUCCGGCCGGGGAAAGAUCAGCUGUACUAUUGCAAACCGCUGUCACGAAGGAUCAAAUUCUUACAAGAUCGGGGACACAUGGAGGCGGCUUCACGACAUCGGGGGCUACAUGCUGGAGUGCGUCUGCCUGGGCAAUGGAAAGGGGGAGUGGACCUGCAAACCUCUGGCGGAGCGUUGCUAUGACAACGCAGCUGGCACAUCCUACGUGGUGGGUGAGACCUUUGAGAAGCCCUACCAGGGCUGGAUGAUGGUGGACUGCACCUGUCUGGGUGAAGGCAGCGGUCGCAUCACCUGCACCUCUAGAAACCGCUGCAAUGACCAGGACACGCGUACUUCAUAUCGCAUCGGAGAUACCUGGACCAAGAGGGAUUCCGGUGGGAACACUGUGCAGUGCCUGUGCACUGGAAACGGCCGGGGCGAGUGGACGUGCGAGAGGCACUCGUCCCUGCAGACCGCCAUACUGGGCACUGGGACGCGGGUGGUGACCGACCUCCAGGAGGCCGUGUACAGGCCCCUGCCCCUGCCCAAGCCCCCUGUGCCCGGUAGCUGCCUGACGGACGCCGGCAUGACCUACUACCUGGGAAUGCGCUGGGUCAAGACCCAAGGCAGCAAGCAGAUGUUGUGUACCUGCCUGGGGAACGGCGCCAGCUGCGAGGAGUGGGAGGGUCACUCUCAGGUGUACGGGGGCAACUCUGAUGGCAAGCCCUGCGUGUUCCCCUUCGUGUUCAUGGGCAAGACCUACUACUCCUGCACAUCAGACGGGCGGAGUGACGAGCAGCUGUGGUGCAGCACGUCCUCCGACUACGAGACGGGCCACAAGUACUCCUUCUGCUUGGAGAAGAACGUGCUGGUGGUAACGAGAGGCGGUAACUCCAACGGCGCCCUAUGUCACUUCCCUUUCCUGUACAACGGCCAUAACUACACCGACUGCACGUCGGACGGCCGCCAGGACGGCAUGAAGUGGUGCGGCACGACCUACAACUACGACGCGGAGAAGCGGUUUGGCUUCUGCCCCAUGGCCGCUCACGAGGAAGUGUGCACCACCAGUGAGGGCGUGAUGUACCGCGUGGGAGACCAGUGGGACAAGCGCCACGACGUCCUGGGUCACAUGAUGCGCUGCACAUGCACAGGGAACGGGCGCGGCGAGUGGAACUGCAUCGCUCACUCUCAGCUCAGAGACCAGUGCAUCCUGGAUGGGCAGACGUACGAAGUGAAUGAGACUUUUAACAAGUUGCACGAGGAGGGCUACGUCAUGAACUGCACCUGCUUCGGCUUGGGCCGCGGCCGCUGGAAGUGCGACGCCAUUGACCAAUGCCAGGAGCCAGAGACUAAGGCAUUCUACCAGAUUGGGGAGUCUUGGGAUAAAGUCAUCCGGGGCAUCCCAUACAAAUGCUAUUGCUAUGGCAACGGCAUCGGGGAGCUGAGCUGUGAACCGCAGCAGUCUUACCAUGGUGGCAAUGCUCCCAUCCAGGUGAUCAUCACAGAGACUGGAAAUCAGCCCAAUUCCCACCCAGUCCAGUGGAAUACGCCCCCCUCUGCCCAUGUUGUGAAGUACCACCUGAAGUGGAGGCCGAAAAACACCCGCAUUUCCUGGAAGGAGGUUGUUAUUCCUGGCCACCUCAAUUCCUACACCAUUGCUGGGCUCAAGUCAGGUAUCACCUAUGAGGGUCAGCUGGUCAGCAUCCUUCGCAGUGGCCGCCGUGAAGUUACCCGCUUUGAUUUCACCACAACCUCAGGCUCCCUGGAAGCCUGGGAAGGUGAGACCACACCACCGCCGCCUGUGGUGGACAUCUCCGAGUCUGUGACUGAGAUCACCUCCAGCAGCUUCGUCAUCUCGUGGGUGUCUGCCUCGGACAUGGUGUCAGGCUUCCGAGUCGAGUACGAGCUCAGUGAGGAAGGAGCGACACCCAUGAUCUUGGACCUCCCACAGACCGCUACAUCUGUCAAUAUCGGGGAGCUGCUGCCUGGCCGCAAGUACACGGUGAACGUGUACGAGGUGCCGGUCCAUGGAGACCCCAAACUCAUCCUCACCACGUCCCAAACCACUGUUCCUGAUAUGCCAACUAAUCAUCAGAUUGCCGCAAUAGAUGACACCUCCAUCACAGUUGUCUGGUCUAGGCCCCUGGCACCCAUCACUGGAUAUCGUGUGGUGUACACUCCCUCAAUAGAGGGUGGCAGCACUGAACUCAUUCUGCCUGACACUGAUACCUCAGUGACCAUGAGUGACUUGAGACCUGGUGUUACAUAUAACAUCAGCAUAUACGCUGUAGAAGGGAACCAGGAGAGCAAGCCUCUCUUCUUGCAGAUCAGCACUGCCAGCGAACCUCAGACAGUUCCUGAUACUCCAACUAACCCCUGGGUUACUGCAGUGGAUGAGUCCUCCAUUACUGUUGUCUGGACAAAGCCUGUGGCACCCAUCACAGGGUACCGUGUGGUGUACACCCCAUCAAUAGAGGGUGAGAGCUCAGAAGUCACUCUGCCUGACACUGCAACCUCGGUCACCCUUGGGGACUUGAGACCUGGUCUUACAUACAACAUCAGCAUCUACUCUGUAGAGGAGGAUGUGGAGAGCAAACCUCUCUUCAUACAGAUCAACACCGCUGGGGAACCAGAGAGAGGUCCUGAUACUCCUGCCAAUCCUGAAAUUGUUGCAGUGGAUGAGACCUCUAUCACAGUCGUCUGGACUAAGCCCCUGUCUCCCAUUACAGGGUACCGUGUGGUGUACACCCCAUCAGUAGAGGGUGAGAGCUCAGAAGUCACUCUGCCGGACACUGCAACCUCAGCCACCCUUGGUGACUUGAGACCUGGAGUUACGUACAACAUCAGCAUCUAUGCUGUAGAGGAGGAUGUGGAGAGCAAACCUCUUAUCUUACAGGUCAACACUGCCGGUGAACCAGAGACAGUUCCUGAUACUCCAACUAACCCCGAGGUUACUGCCGUGGAUGAGUCCUCCAUCACUGUUGUCUGGACUAAGCCUUUGGCACCCAUCACAGGGUAUCGUGUGGUAUACACCCCAUCAAUAGAGGGUGAGAGCUCAGAAGUCACUCUGCCUGACACUGCAACCUCAGUCACACUUGGUGACUUGAGACCUGGACUUACGUAUAACAUCAGCAUCUACUCUGUAGAGGAGGAUGUGGAGAGCAAACCUCUCUUCAUACAGAUCAACACCGCUGGUGAACCAGAAAUAGUUCCUGAUACUCCUACUAAUCCCGAGGUUACUGCAGUGGAUGAGUCCUCCAUCACAGUUGUCUGGUCUAAGCCUUUGGCACCCAUCACAGGGUAUCGUGUGGUAUACACCCCAUCAAUAGAGGGUGAGAGCUCAGAAGUCACUCUGCCUGACACUGCAACCUCGGUUACCCUUGGUGACUUGAAACCUGGUCAUACGUACAACAUCAGCAUAUAUGCUGUAGAGGAGGAUGUGGAGAGUAAGCCUCUCUUCAUACAGAUCAACACUGCUGGGGAACCAGAGAGAGGUACUGGUAGUCCAACACAUUAUGAGAUUGAGGAGGUUGAGGAGGUUGAUGGGACCACCAUUAGGAUAACCUGGUCUAAGCCUUUGGAACCCAUCACAGGAUAUCGUGUGGUGUACACUCCUGGCGGGAGCUCACAGGAGGGAGGGAGAGAUAUCCUUCUGCCCGAAACUGCUACUUCAGUGACCCUGGAUGACUUGAUACCUGGUAUUACAUAUAACGUCAGUAUCUACACUGUAGAGGAAGAUGGGGAGACCAAGCCUCUCUUUGUGCAAGUCAACAGUACCGGCGAACCUAAGACAGACGUGGUCCCAUCCCCGACAGACCUGGAGUUCUAUGAUGUGACUGACGUGAAAAUGGUCAUCUGGUGGAGAAGUCCUCUGAGAGAGGUGCCGGACUUCCGUGUGACUGUCAACCCAGUGGGGCGUGACGGUCCCCAAUCACAGGAGCUCCAGCUGACUGUGACGCGUAACACAUACGUAGAGGUCACCUCCCUCAAGCCUGGCACCCUCUACCGCAUUCACGUAUACACUGUCAGCAGUGGGGCAGAGAGCAAGCCAUUGAUUGGAGAACACGCAACAAAGUUGGAUGCACCGACUAAUGUUGGGUACAGAAAUGUGACUGAGGGCAGUGCCGUCAUUAUCUGGGGUGCUCCGCGUGCCACCAUCUCAGGCUACCGCCUGUUCCUGAGCGUGGAAGGCAGCAACGUCAAGCAGCUGAAGAUUCCCCCACGUCUGUCCCGGUACACCCUGCUGAACCUGCGGCCAGAUACCCAGUACACCGUCACACUGCAUUCCGAGAAGGACAGUGUGUUAAGUGAGGGUGUCAACGUCACCUUCACCACUGGCCGACCCAUGAGAAAUGCUCCUCGCUUCACUACUGACAUCACCAGUUCCUCCAUAACUAUCUCCUGGAGUCCCGAGCGCAAGGUUGGAUACAAGCUGACGGUGAGGCCGAGUCUGGGCGGCGAAGCCCCCAGGGAUGCGACAUCAGACACCGGCACCAUCUACGUUUCCGGAUUGACCCCCGGCAUUGAGUACACCUAUAGUAUCCAGCCCGUUAUCAAUGGCCAGGAGCAAGGCACCCCAAUCACACGUCGCGUUGUCACACCCCUGUCCCCGCCCACUGACCUGACUGUGACACCCAAACGAGACACCGGCGGCCUGAAAGUCCAGUGGACCGACGCCGAGACUCCCGGCAUCACAGGCUACCAUGUGACCUGCACCCCAACCAGUGACCAGAGGGGUAACUCCCUGGAGGAGUUUGUGAGCCCGGAGAAGAACUCCUGCAUUUUGGAGAACCUCACCCCUGGCCUGGAGUACAAUGUCAGUGUCUUUACGCUGAAGGACCGCAUGAAGAGCGUGCCCGUGUCCACCAUAGUCACCCCAGAUGUCCCUCAGCUUACUGAUCUCAGCUUCGUCGACGUCACCGACACCACGAUUGGCCUGAGGUGGACUACGCUGAACCACACCUCCAUCAUGGGCUACCGCAUCACAGUGGUGGCCGCGGGGGAGAGCAUCCCUAUCUACGAGGACAUGGUGGAGCCCACGAGGGGUUAUUUCACGGUGCACGGCCUGGAGCCUGGCGUCGACUAUGACAUCAGUGUCACCACUGUUACCGACGGCGGAGAGAGCGAGCCCAUCACGCACACACAGCAUACCGCUAUUCCUGCUCCCGCUGAACUGACAUUUGACGAGGUGGGCCCAGACACAUUGAAGGUGACCUGGACUAUCCCGUCUGUCCCCAAACCGAGAGACAUCACCCACUUUGAUGUCCGUUACCAUCCGAGCAACAACGUCGACGACAUCAUAGAACGCCGCGUCCGCGGGGACAACAGCAUCAUUCUGCGGGACCUGCUACCAAACACGGAGUACUUCGUGAGUGUGGUCUACAUCUACGAAGAGCGUGAAAGUCUGCCAGUCACGGGAACUCAGAGAACAGCACUGGACUCCCCUACUAGUCUGGACUUCUCAGAGGUGUUCACCAAUUCCUUCACCAUCCACUGGCUGGCCCCUCGAGCCUUAAUCAGCGGCUACCGGAUCCGCUAUCAGAUGGCCAGCGGUGGCCGUGCCAAGGAAGAGCGGCUACCUCCAACUCGGAACCACUUCACCCUGACAGGCCUGGCACCCGAGACGGAGUACAUCAUUAACAUCUACGCCAGGACCGGCCAUGUGGAGAGUCUGCCCCUCACCGGUCGCCAGGCAACGAUCUCUGAUGCCCCGACUGACCUGAAAGUGGUCUCCUCAACUCCCACAAACAUUUCUAUCAGCUGGGAUUCCCCUCCUGCCACUGUCAGGUACUACAGGAUCACCUACGGGAAGUCAGGAGGUCACGAGGCGCCAAAGGAGUUCACCAUCCCUGGCUCCCAGUCGACGGCCAUGAUCCAGAACCUGCAACCCGGCACAGCCUACACCAUCACGGUUUACGCUGUGACGGGACGAGGGGACAGUCCAGCCUCCAGCAUACCCAUUCACAUCACUCACAAGACUGCUGUGGACGCUCCCUCGGGGAUGGAAGUGACAGAUGUGAAAGACACCUCCAUUACAGUGCGCUGGAACCCCGCCCAAACUCCCGUCACAGGAUACCGGGUCACUGGCACCCCCAAGAGUGGCCACGGCCCCUCCUUUUCCGAGGUGGUUGCCCCUGACCAGACAGAAUUCACCUUCUCGGGCCUGAUGCCCACUAAUGAGUAUAAGCUGAGUGUAUAUGCUCUGGGCCAGAAUGGAGAGAGUCCACCAUUGGUUGAGACUGCAGUGACAACUGUGGACCGGCCCAAAGACCUUGGCUUCUCUGACGUGGAGACCACCUCUAUGAGGAUCAGCUGGGAAAGCCCAGAUGGGGUGGUGACAUCAUAUAGGGUGUUCUACUCCAGUCCAGAGGAGGGUGAGCGAGAGCUGUACCCCGCUCCCCACGGGGAAGACGAGAGCGCUGAGCUACACGGCCUGCGUCCUGGGACAGAAUACACCAUCAAAGUUAUCGCCGUACACGACCAAAUGCUGAGCACACCCUUGGUGGGGACACAAGCCACAGCCAUCGCUGCCCCCACCCGCCUUGAGUUUUCCCAUGUGGGUCCCACCACCUUCACCAUCACGUGGGCGGCUCCCAAAGCAGAGCUGUCUGGGUACCGUGCGGUUGUUAACCCCAAGAACAGGAAUGGACCACCCAAGGAGUUCAACCUGGCUCCAGAUACCACCCACGUCGUGGUACCAGGACUAAUGGUCAGCACAGUAUAUGAGGUCCAGGUCUAUGCCCUGAAAGACACCGUCACCAGCCGUCCUGUCCGGGGGGAGAUCACAACUCUGGACCAUAUCAGCCCCCCUCGCCGUGUGCGCAUCUCAGAUGUCAAAGACUCUUCCAUCACUCUCACAUGGCGCUCAAAGACUGAGACCAUCACUGGCUAUCUCAUCGAAGCCAAGCCCUCCAGUAGUGGCCAUCUGCCCCUUCAGUGGAACGUUCCGGCCCAAGAGCGUGCCUACACCAUCACCGGUCUCCAGCCUGGUACCAACUAUGUCAUUCAGAUCUACACGCUGAACGGUGCUUCUCGCAGUGAUCCCUUCACCCUCACUGCAACUACAGUUAAACCAGUGGUGGAACCUCCUACCGACAUCCGUUUCAUCUCGCUGACACCCAUCAGCAUCUCGUUCGCUUGGGAGCCUCCUCGAACCCGCAUCACCGGCUACUACAUCACCUACCAGGAGUUGGGAGGAACCCCCAAGGAGCUCACUCCUCGUCCGCACGCUGGCAUGAGCUAUGCUACAGUCAGCGGUUUGAAACCUGGCACUGAAUACAUCAUCAGAAUCACUGCCUUGCAAAAUGGACAGAGCAGCAUCGCCCUGGUGGGCAAGGCCACAACCCAACUGGACAUGCAGCUUCCAGUGCCUGAACUCCCUGUGCAUCGCCUCCCUGGCCCUGGCAUCCUCGACGUGCCCGAAGACACUACCGAUUUUGAAGACAACCACGUGCAGCUUCUGGGCACCAGUGGACCAGAACUCCCCGGCCAGCACGGCCAGCACAUCUACACAGAGUACCAGAGCCUGGGCGGCAACGGGCAGCACCCGCUAGCACACGGCCGCCAGCCACUGGUCUAUGUGCCCCAGGCGGGCCCCGACGGGGUUCGCGUACCCGUGGUGCGGCUCGAUGAGGACCCCGUGCCAGGCUUUCCCUUGUCGUUUGCAGAGAAUGAUACAGGGAUCCCUCAACAAGCGCUAACACAAACCACCAUCUCCUGGAGGCCACUGCAGCACAGCGCUGCCUACGUCGUGUCCUGCUAUCCUCGCACCAACCUCGAAGAGAAGAUGUUCCAGAUGCGUCUCCCGGGGACGGCCACCAGCGCCACGCUCAUCGGCCUGACCUCAGGGGCCUCAUACAACGUCAUUGUGGAGGCCCUUAAGGGAUCUCUCAAGCACAAGAUCCUUGAGGAGAUUAUCACAGCAGGCAACUCAGUUCCAGAGGACGUGCCUUCUAGCACCGACGUGUGCUACGACACCUUCACGGCCACCUACCACGAUGUGGGCGCGGAGUGGGAGCGCAUGUCCGACACCGGCUUCAAGCUGUGGUGCAAGUGUCUGGGUCUGGGCAGCGGCCAUUUCAGAUGCGACUCGUCCAAGUGGUGCCAUGAAGGUGGUAACAGCUACCGCAUUGGUGAAAAGUGGGACCGCCAGGCUGAGGAUGGUCACAUGAUGAGCUGCACCUGCCUGGGUAACGGAAAGGGCGAGUUCAAAUGUGAACCACACGAGUCCACAUGCUACGAUGAAGGAAAGGUGUACCGUGUGGGGAAUCAGUGGCAGAAAGAGUAUCUAGGAGCCAUUUGCACUUGCACUUGCCAUGGUGGACAGCAGGGAUGGCGCUGCGAGAACUGUAGACGGCCAGGCGGAAACGUGGAUGGGAUCCUGGUGCAACCGGUGAACUCUGAUGCAUUCCACCGCUACAGGGAAAAUAUCCUACGCAAAAUGAACAUCCAAUGUCCCAUUGAGUGCCUCAGACCAGAGCUGCUUGUAGAAACCCAAAAUCCUGAGCAGUGAAGGAGUUCAUCCCCUCCAGCUGCUCCAGUCACACCAAGGAGACCCACAUGAAGGCCUCUGCCUCAGCUGUCGUGCCUCACCCCUCUGAACAGCGACCUGUAGCUGCUUCUCUGCCUCAGCUGUCGUGCCUCACCCCUCUGAACAGCGACCUGUAGCUGCUUCUCUGCCUCGCCACGCUGUGACCAAAGACUCCCGCAAAGCCGCUCUCCUCCUGCACGUAUUUUUGGUUUUGUGAUUUGUGCGCGUUUCUCUUUGGUUGGGUGUGUGUGUCUGUGUGUGUGUGUGUGUGUGUGUGUUUUCCUGCUAUUUGAGUCACUUUAUUGGUGGAAAAACAUUCCAAGUACCAUGUUUUUUUUUUUGGCAAGCUGUUCCCCAUAGGUUACUUGCUAGAACUGGGGUCUGCAAUUCUGAUCCAUGAGUCGUGCCCCAAGCAUUGACUUCACCAUAUAUGGUCAUCUAGUCAAAGCAUCAGUCCCCUCCCCCAGAGAGCCAGAACUGUCCAUGCAGUGUUUUAAAGUAACUGUAAAGUCUUAAUGUCUACCUGUCCAGUAUUACUGUCACGUCUCUUUUGUACUUCAAGGCAACACAAAUCAAACAUUGUUCUAGAAAAUGAAUUCCGAAUGAGUUUUUGGGGUUUUUGCGGUUGCAGAUUUGUGCAUCAAAAUGUUUCUGUCCGGGCCCCUGUUCACCAAAGAUGGAAAUCUCACCAUUUGUGUCACUGAGUAAAACUAAAUUGUCAACAUUUUUAAGAACUGCCUUUAAUAGCUCGUUUUAUUUAUCCCUUUUAUUCUAAACAUUUGUGAUUCUGCAAAUUUUGAGGUGUAAACUUUUUAUUUUAUUUUUAUACUAUAGUUGCCGAAUCUUUACUACUGUGGAGAAAAAAAAAUCCUUUUUAAUAAAGUUUCUCUAAGAAUGUUAA
Messenger RNA from Paramormyrops kingsleyae, 9921 nucleotides. The record is from RefSeq and is a predicted model, not a curated record. NCBI's taxonomy places the organism in Eukaryota, Metazoa, Chordata, Actinopteri, Osteoglossiformes, Mormyridae.